CUCUACUACACUUCCAUACCGAUCGACGGGCAACGGCAGGGAAUGCGCGCACAUACAGCCACCUUGGUCGGUGACCGAAUCUGGUUCAUUGGUGGUGUUACCGCCAAGCACUGUCGGCGGGACGUGGAGUACUAUGACACCUGUACCCUGGAGUGGAAUGUCGUCGAGACGGGCGGUGAACUACUCCCGCCGCUCCGGGCGCAUACUACCAAUCUCGUCGGCGACAAGCUGUAUAUCUUUGGAGGCGGUGAUGGGCCUACGUACAGUAACGAGGUCUGGAUAUUUGAUACAUUGACGUACCGCUUCUCUCGCCCCAUCUUGACUACACCCAAGCACUCCCUCCCGCCACCUCGUCGAGCCCACACGACCGUCCUUUAUCAAAACUUCCUCGUUGUCUUCGGUGGAGGAAACGGGCAGGCAGCACUGAAUGAUGUCUGGGCGCUGGACGUGUCAGACUCGGACCGAUUAUCAUGGCACGAAUGGCCGACCAGGGGCUCGCCGCCACAGAAGAAGGGAUACCAUACCGCCAAUCUGGUCGGCGAGAAGAUGGUCGUCUUUGGUGGGAGUGACGGACAUGCGAGCUUUGCCGAUGUGCACGUGCUCAACCUUGAAACUCUGACGUGGACACUGCUCAAUACGGAGCUAAAGUAUAACCGGCUGUCACACACCUCGACAGCGAUCGGAUCAUACCUGUUCAUGCUGGGUGGUCAUAAUGGCCAGUCAUACGCUCAGGAUGUCUUGCUCUUCAACUUGGUCACCCUGCAGUGGGAAUCCCGGACUCCCGGAGGCGUCCCACCGCCUGGUCGAGGGUAUCACGCUGCUCUGGUCCACGAUGCCAGAAUAUACGUUUCGGGUGGCUACAAUGCUGUAUCUGUCUUUGACGAUCUCUGGGCUCUGGAGCUGGGAGCAAGCGCUUAUCUACCGCAAGUGGUGAGUUCUGCUCAGGCUCUUUGCUGA
Molecule: messenger RNA, 957 nt
Organism: Dioszegia hungarica
Lineage: Eukaryota; Fungi; Basidiomycota; Tremellomycetes; Tremellales; Bulleribasidiaceae
Exons: 4
Molecular function (GO): protein binding
Source: RefSeq, a predicted model, not a curated record